AUUCAACCACUUUGAUUUGUUUAGCGGCCCAAUUACGCCUUUCUGGCGAUAUAUUACUUGUUGUGAUGGCUUCCUCUACGGUGGUUGAGUACGAGUUUGGUGGACCCCUAGGAGCCACUGCCAUCACCAUUGGCCUACCUCUACUCCUGACUUUCUUUGCCUUCGGCUGUAAUGAUGUGUCGGGCUGUCCUGUACCUUCGCUGUUGAGCCCUCGCACUUUCACUUGGGAGAAAUGGGCUGCGGAGACCGGGUGGCCUGAAGGUGGAAUUUGCGCACUCUUCGACUGGAAAGUGACCGUUGCAGUGCUGGCAUACUAUGUCAUUGUUUUACUCCUCUGGAGACUUCUCCCGGCGCAGAAGGUUCAUGGCACUAAACUGGUCCAUCACGGUCGUCCCCUCGAGUACCGCAUGAAUGCAUUCUCGACCAGCAUUGCUGUUUUCGCUGCUUGCGCAAUCGGCACAUACUUGCAAGGCGCCGAAUUUCCCGUGUGGACGUAUAUCGUGGAUCACUAUCUACAAAUCUUGACGGCCAAUGUGUUGAUAUCAUUUACCCUCGCCACCUACCUCUAUAUCAGCAGCUUCAGCGUGGACACCAAUUACCCCAAUGAGGAUCUUCGCGAACUAGCGGCCGGUGGGAGGACAGGAAAUAUCAUCUACGAUUUCUACAUUGGCCGGGAGUUGAACCCCCGCGUCACUCUUCCACUCUUUGGGGAGAUCGACAUUAAGACUUGGUGCGAGAUGUAUCCUGGCUUGACUGGUUGGAUACUGCUUGAUCUUGCCUUUGUCGCCAAGCAAUAUCGCAAUUUUGGCUAUGUCUCCGACAGCAUUCUAUUAAUCACCUUCUUUCAGGGGUUCUACGUGCUCAACAGCCAUUAUAAUGAGUUAGGGCUUCUGACUAUGAUGGAUAUCACCACUGAUGGCAUGGGGUUUAUGCUCUCCUUUGGCGAUCUCGUCUGGGUGCCCUUCCUAUAUUCAACACAAUGUCGUUAUUUGUCUGUCUAUCCGCUGCAGCUGGGGUGGUUGAACAUCGCAGCUGUGAGCGCCGUCUUUGCCCUGGGACUGUAUAUUUUCCGGGCCGCCAACGAUCAGAAGCACAAGUUCCGCACGCACCCCAACGAUCCGAGUGUGGCAGGCCUGUCGUACAUUCAAACCAAGCGGGGAACUAGACUACUCACAGCUGGAUGGUGGGGAAUGUCACGCCACAUCAACUACUUUGGGGAUUGGCUACAAGCAUUGCCCUUCAGUCUGCCCACGGGCAUGGCAGGGUAUCUCAUCUACCCGGCAGGGAGCAUUGUGGCGGCCUCUCAGAGCUUCCAGAUGAUAGACGGGCGCAAGGUCGUUCAAGGCGAAGCCCAAGGCUGGGGAAUAAUCUUCACCUAUUUCUACGUGCUGUACUUUGCAAUCUUGUUGAUGCACCGGGAACGUAGAGACGAUGCUAUGUCGCCGAAACACACAUUCCGCCGCGGAUUCACCAUGAAGAUGGCGGACUUCGUCUGUCCUUCCGACACAUUCCAGGCAUGCCCUCCACAUCUACGAACCACCUUCUCUCAGGAGGACCGAUUCAGAUUUACGCCUGUCAAAGCUACCAGAGCCGUCCCCCGUCCCUGGGAACGCAAACCAUCAACCGCAUUCCGCGCCCGCGGCAAGUCGCGUAAGGUCUGGAAGCGCUUUCGCACUUCGUUUAACAGCAUGAAAGCUCUGCAGCAAUUGAUUGCGGCAGAGCGUCAUACCGUCGACGACGACCUACAUUUGGAGAUCAACACUUCACGGAACCCCGGCCUCCGCCGCGGUGUCAAGCGCAGGUGUUUCGCUCUGGAAGCGGACACCUUGGAGGAUAGUGUGCGCGGGCGCUCGUUCUUGGAAACACAGUGGGAGUCCGAGGUUAAUGGACGGCGACGCAAACUUCCCCUAAUCUACAGUGACUUUGUCGACAUCCCCGAUGAGCCGGUUGAAAACGACAGCCUACAACCAGAAGAGUCGUGUGACGAUGUGAAGGACGACCAGGAAGUGCCCACGUCGACGUUGGAGGAAGAGCUCGCGGAGAACCCUGCCGAUAUGGACGAAUCCCCCAGUCUGAUCCCGGAGACCCCCACUAAAUUGGCGUCCGACGCAGCCUAUAGCCGCUCGCUACAUGGCCUGUCGCCGCUAGUGGUUGGUGGCAUGGUGUUCGGCACUCCAGACUUAAAAACCCGCGAGGACGUCGAACAGCCGACUGUGCAUCUGUCCGACGCAAUUGAAGACGAACCUACGACUCCGCAGGAUGAUGGCCAUGAUGAAGACACGGUUUCUACGAUGAUCGGUGAAGAGCACACCGACGAAGAGCCGACUGUGCCUGUCGACGUAGAAACCUUAGAGGAUCCGGCCGCGGCUACGGUCCCUGCACCUGUGCAGGAAUUAACGAGUGCGCAGGAGUCAACGCUCGUUCGGUCGGCACUCCGAAGCUCAUUGGACGGAGAAGAUACUGAGUUGCUCAACAACUUCUUGUCCAAGGCCAAAGCUAAGCGCGAGGCCAAAGCCGCUAUGGUCGCUCAGGAGCAGGAGCAGGAGACCGAAAAGACUGAGCCUGAACCGGAGGUGCCGGUUAUUGUUGCGUCUCCCACACCGGCGCGCCGCGCGUUGGAGGACCUUGAUACCAACUCGCCCUCACCGCAGAAGCCUCAGCUGUCGCCUACAAAGGAGAAAGAUGAGACCAGUCCGCAGCCAUCUAGUCCUCGACGCAGCACUCGACCUCGCACCGUUCGCUCUUCCAACCUGUUGACGACCAUUACUGCUGCGGCUGCAGUACGCAACACACUGUCACUCCGCCGUGCCAAGGGCACAGAAUUCGUCUUCUUGCAGCGCACCGAGGCCCAGGAGCUGGCCCUUACGACGCGGCGAAACACGCGACUGAAUAAGGGCAAUGCACAGGCACCGAAGUUCGUUUUGCAGGGUCUCACACGCAAGUCGCCAGCAUCUGGGAAGAAGGCCGACACCGCCCCUUGCACAGAUAGCGAGACGACGGGAGACAUCUCGGAGCGACCACACAAAACGGCAAAGAAGCAUGUGUCGUGGAACGACGAGGAACUGGUGCAGUUCGACGACGGGUCAGAAGCAGCAAAGGGCGACGAGCAUGACGUUGCGAGCCGCGGAAGCAAGGGCAAAAGCCCCGAGAAAAGAAAGGCAGCCAGUAGCCGAACAACGCGGUCUAAAGUGGCGCAGAAGAGUGGUGGGGAGGAUCGCGCCGAUGCAGCGGCUACUGCACCCGCUACUGCAACGCCUCGGACGCGGCGCGUGCGCCGGCUGGGUCCCGGAGCACCCAAAGCCGACUCGACGGCUGCAACAGCCGUCAGCAAUGUUUCCCUGUCCUCUCCGUCGUCGCCCAGCAGCGACAACAGCGCGAGCACGGCCGAGCAGCGCAAGAAGCUAACCCCCAAGUCGCCGAGGCGGGUCCCGGCGACGCCGUCGAAGCCUGCAAGCGACAGCAUCAAGACAUCACUCCGCAGCAGUAGCGCGAAGACCAACCUGCUGAAGAUCAACGCUGGGUCGACGCCAGUGCCUCGGAAGAUGCGUCCGCGCGCGUGAAUAUGAUAAUGUUGAUAUCCUCGUUUGCUUUCUCGUUUAUUUGGCGUUUCGGGAUAGUGUACAUACGGGGGAACCGAUAGGGAAGGCGUUUGGUCUGAUGGCAGUUGCAGAAUCGAAU
Molecule: messenger RNA, 3678 nt
Organism: Aspergillus costaricaensis CBS 115574
Lineage: Eukaryota; Fungi; Ascomycota; Eurotiomycetes; Eurotiales; Aspergillaceae
Exons: 6
Coding region: 66-3560 (1164 amino acids)
Biological process (GO): ergosterol biosynthetic process
Cellular component (GO): endoplasmic reticulum membrane
Molecular function (GO): Delta14-sterol reductase activity
Source: RefSeq, a predicted model, not a curated record